ACAAAAGUCACCGUCCUUCUCUUUCCUCUCUCUCUCUUCCACUUUGAUUGAUCAAUCAUUCUCCUUCAUCUCUACUUCUCUCUGCAUUUCUCAUUUCCUUUUUCAAGCAAACAUUACCUAGAAUUCGUUAAGCUUUCUACUUACAUUUUCCUGGAAAAUUCAAUCCUUUUCCGGAGUAUAACUUCAUAAUCGUCAUUUACUUGGGCUGAAAAAGAAAUCACACAGAAAAGAAAAGAAAAAAGUUUCAAAAAUCUCAAUUUUCCAGGAAAAUCUCAGUUUUCCCGGAAAAAAGUUUCCAUGUUCAAAGCAGCUUUUUGACUUUCUAACUGAUUAAGAAGCUCAUUUAGUUAACUGGGUUUCCUUGAGAUGGAGAAGCAAACCCUAAAGUACUUACCUUUGGGUCAGAGCGAUCCCUUUGGCAAUGGCAACGAAGGAACCAUCGGCGAUCUACUCGGCAGAUUCUGCAACCCUCCUCAAGAGAUCAUCUCUCCACCGCAAUCCUUCGGGUUCCCGCCUUUUCCGGGUCAAUUCGGAUCCGAUCGUGAUAGCAACAACAAGAGCUCGCUGUUGGAUCCAGAUUUAUCAGAUCGAGUUCAGACAACAACGAAACCAAACUCCUCCAGGAAGAGAAAAGCGUCGGUCCCUGUCGGAAACGGCAAGGAGUCUCCAGCUUCGUCGUCUCUGACAGCUGGAUCGAAAGAUGGGAAGAGAAGCAAGCAUGAUGAAGCUGGGAGCAGCGGUAAGAAGGUGAUAGAGAAGAGUGAAGGAGAGAAUAAGGAGGCGCCUAAAGAUUACAUUCAUGUUAGAGCCAGAAGGGGUCAGGCUACUGAUAGUCAUAGUCUCGCUGAAAGAGCGAGAAGAGAAAAGAUUAGCGAGAGGAUGACAAUGCUUCAGGAUCUUGUUCCUGGUUGUAACCGGAUUACAGGGAAAGCAGUUAUGCUUGAUGAGAUUAUAAACUAUGUGCAGUCCUUGCAGAGACAAGUUGAGUUCUUGUCUAUGAAGCUGGCUACUGUAAAUCCAAGGAUGGAGUUUAAUGCUAAUGCUGCUUUAUCCACAGAGAUGAUUCAACAGGGGGAGUCAUUAACGCAGUCUCUUUACGCAAUGGCUUGCGCAGAGCAAAGACUUCCUCCAUCAGGAUACUAUUCUCUUGCCAAGAACAUGCCUAGAUUCUCAGACACUCACUUUCCUUCGAGCGACCACGGAUUUGUUCAAGCUGAGACACCGGGGUUCUGGGAAAAUGAUCUGCAAAGCAUUGUUCAGAUGGGGUUUGGAGAUAUCCAGCAACAACAGAGCAGCAACAACUGCUCUGAGCCAACACUACUGAUGAAGCUUGAGCCAUGAUUAAGAAGGUGUUUGUUAUUGUAUCUCUCUGUACAUACAGAAACCAAGUAGUGAUAGGUACGGAAUGAGACAUGUGGGAACUAAUGUUUACUAUCGUAUCUUUUUUGCUUGUGCUUCUGUUGAUUUCUUCUCAACCCCCAAAACAACACAAAAAAAAGUCUUCAUAUCAUGUAAAAAAUGACAAGAAUCUUUUAUGGACAAUUUAUGUAUUAUUUCACAGUUGCUAUGUAUUGUUAUUACUCAACUUGUAAGAGGGAAUAAGUUUUUCACCUAUUACAU
This is a messenger RNA of Eruca vesicaria subsp. sativa (arugula), 1620 nucleotides long. The record is from the annotation of a GenBank genome assembly. Lineage: Eukaryota; Viridiplantae; Streptophyta; Magnoliopsida; Brassicales; Brassicaceae.